AUGAUCGAGUAUAUUCUCAUCGUCUUUCACAUCAUCAUACUGGUUCAAUGUUCAUACUGUCCUAUAAAACAUAUUCAUUCGUCAACUCCAACGACAGGAUUCAUCGAAUCGCCCGGCUAUCCAUCUGCAUAUUCAGCUCCUCUUGAUUGUGUUUUCAACAUCACAACUGCUGCUUCCAAUGUCAUUCAACUAUCAUUCGUGACAUUCGAUUUGGCAUCUAAAAACCAAUUGAGUGACCAAUGUCUUGAUAGCUACCUCCUUGUGGUAGUUGUCGAUAGACACGGUAGACAACAUGUCGGAGAAAGAUUAUGUGGAACUACAGUACCCUCUUCAAUCAAUACAAUGCAAUCGUGGAUGCAAGUACAGUUUGUGACGACUUCAGCGAAUAAUAAGCAUCGAGGAUUUAGGAUUCAGUAUAGAAUACUUUCAGAAGCAGCAAUACAAGAACCAAUAUCAACGCUAGGAGAACCUAUUUUCAGUGGAUGUGGUGGACAUUCAACACCUGGACAACUUUCAGGUGAAAUUCUGUCACCCGGCUAUCCAAAUACAUAUCCAAAGAAUUCAACGUGUAACUGGUUGAUUCGGGUCGAAGCCCGUCAGAGAAUAUAUAUUCGAAUAGUUCAUUUACAUCUUGCUCCGACAAUUGCUGAGUGUGAACGGGCGUCUCUGACAAUAAUUGAUGGAUACAAACAUGAAAACUAUGGAACUGAUAGAAAAGAAUCAGCAUCAGAGACGUCGGAAGCAAAGUUCUGUGGAAGUCAAUUAUACUAUUCAGAAGAAGGGAUGAAGAGUUAUUUAUCGAGUGCAAAUCGGAUUGUUGUCAGAUUGGUAACACAAGAAGGGCCAGCAACAUCAAUGAUUGGAGAGGAAAGAAUUGGAUUUAAAAUUGUUUGGACAGCAGUUGAAGGGCUGAUUGGAGAGAAUGGAAUAGAUGAUGGGAUAGUUGGAGGGAAUGGAGGUGCUGAAGCAUGUAAAGAUCAAUUCGUUUGUCAUGGUGGACAAGUUUGUGUUGAACAGGGACAUGGAAUCUGUGCAUCUCGUUCUCGUCUCUGUAUUCACAGUUCUCUUGUUUGUGAUGGAAUUCACAAUUGUGUCGAAGGAGACUUCUCCGAUGAGCAACAUUGUUACUCUCGGGAAAUAAUAACAUCUGCUGCCCUCGGAUUCUCUCUAAUCGUUUUGACAAUGCUCGUCCUUGUAUGUUGUGAUCAAUUCAGGAAACGACGACGUCUUCGAGUAUUGAUAAGAGAAAGAAGAGCAACGGAGAAUGGGAAAUGUAAUAAUAAUAACAACAAUAGUGCGACAACACGAGUACAGCCGAACCGGUGA
Messenger RNA from Caenorhabditis remanei, 1326 nucleotides. RefSeq lists its product as uncharacterized. Lineage: Eukaryota; Metazoa; Nematoda; Chromadorea; Rhabditida; Rhabditidae. Gene Ontology annotation, cellular component: plasma membrane. The transcript has 6 exons. The coding region runs from base 1 to 1326 and encodes 441 amino acids. The record is from RefSeq and is a predicted model, not a curated record. Gene Ontology annotation, molecular function: protein binding.